GGUGAGAAUCGCCCAGCCAGGCAGUCCGCUCGGCCGCUUGUUUCACGGCCGCGUUGGGAAAGGCGAAGCUCUCUUAUCGCGACGCGGAGAGCAAACAGACUAAACCGUCUGCGGAGGAAAGAGCUCAGGUCCUCUUCCCCUUUUCCUUUCAUGGGCGGCUGUUGCUGCUGGCCAAAGCAGAAGCCAUCCCGACGGACGUGACACGGUAGAAAUGGCACUGCAACCGCCUCCCUCGCUGACUUGCCCGGGCCACCGUGCUCAGCCGGCCCCGUACGUGCACAGCAUCCCUUCGGACGUGCUGGGGAAGUUCUGCGAGCAGAUGGACUGCCUCAACGAUUACGACUGGAUGCGCUUUGCAUCCCAUGUGAUAACUGAUCAGACUGAGCUGCGGAAAAUCAAGUGCAUGGAGAAGACGGGAAUCAGUAUAACAGGAGAGCUGAUGUGGUGGUGGGGAGUGAGACUUGCAACUGUUCAGCAGCUGUUGAAACUCCUGAGUGAACUGCAGUUUUAUCGGGCUGCCAAAAUCAUUGCAGAUUGGAUGUCACUCCAUUUUUCUACUGAUUCCAUCAGGACUCCUUUAGACCCCACUCUGCAGGAGAAUGCAUCACUCCAUCCACGUGGGAACAGAGAUGAAAGCAUAAAAAAUGGGACCAAAAUAUCUCUACCACCAAAUUCAGUCCACUCAGAUCCUGUUUUGAAAGCAGGCCCAGACUGUCUUUCUUUAAUCCCACCUCCAACUUCCAUGGACCUUCCACAUUCUUUACAGUCAAAUCCUCCUAUUUCAUCAAGUGUUAAGCCCUGCAGUUCAUCUCCUCCUCAGCAGGAAUCACUUCAUAAUCUCCCUAGCAGAAGCCUUGUGUGGACCAAAGAUGAAGUUGAUAUUGCCACUAAUGGUUUCAGUGAGGAGAACCGAAUUAAUGAAAGUAUUUUUGCUGAUGUUUUCAAAGGCCAGAGACAAAAUGCUCUGUAUGUUAUUAAAAGACUAAAAGAGAAGGAAUGUGAAAACCAGAAUCAGACAAAAAGAUUCUUUCAUACUGAAGUACAGAUCUGUUUUCGGUGCUGUCACAAUAACAUUCUGCAUCUUCUGGGCUUCACUAUAGAAAGGGAAUUUAACUGCCUAAUAUACCCAUACAUGCCUAAUGGAUCAUUGACUGACAGAUUACAGUGCCAGGGUGGUUCUGAACCGUUAACAUGGGAGAAACGCCUUAAAAUCUCUAUUGGACUUAUUCAAGCUAUUCAGUAUUUACACAAUUUUGGAAUUCUUCAUGGAAAUGUGAAAAGUUCCAAUGUUUUGCUGGAUGCAAACUUUGUUCCAAAACUUGGACAUUCUGGCCAUAGACUGCAACCUCUGGAGAAAAAAACUGAGAAUGGAGGGAUGAAAACCAAAGUCAUGCAAGCUUCCCUCGCUUACUUCCCAGAAGAUUUCAUUAGGCAUGGGCAGCUAACUGAAAAAGUGGAUAUAUUUAGUUGUGGAAUAGUUCUAGCAGAGAUACUGACUGGCAUUAAGGCAAUGGAUGAAAGAAGGGAUCCCAUUUUCCUGAAAGAUGCCCUCCUUGAUGAAAUCCAGGUGGCAAAGGAACUAACCUGUUCCAAGAAAGGAUCUUUUGAGAACCUAGCUGCCAAAGAAAUAUGUUUCAAGUAUCAAGAUAGGCAAGCACUCCACUGGCCAGCAACAUCUGCCGUUUGUUUGGCCACUGCUGCCUGUGUGUGUUUGCGGAAAAAGAAUCCUGAUAUGGCAGAGGUGAAUGCACUUAUGGAAACUGCAGAUCAUCAAAGACAGUAUCAGAUGAUGUUGGAGGAAAGGGGAUAUCCUGGACACUCUCUCAACACCCCUGAAGAAACCAAUGAUGAACCAGCCUGCCCCUUCAACAACGGCUUCUCAGAUGACAACUGUGAUGGAAACAUGAAUGCUGGAUCAUUAAACUAUGUAGAUAUGUUACCUCCAUUAAUAAGAGUCACAUCUGCAGAAACAUACUCUGAGCAAAUGUUACGGAUCCCUUGUGAAUCUGAUGAAUCAAGUAACUUUUCUUGGGAUCCUAUAAGGGAUGGUGCAUACCAGCCACCAACCAAUGGCCUUCCAGAUCCAGAAAAUAUUUUUCCCCUCGAGUUUCAUACAAAUAAUCCAGAAUACAAUGACGACAUCACAGCAAAAUCCACAGUCUCAGAAGGACACAUUCCAUCUCAAGAAGCACCCGUUUCUUCAAAAAGAACUCUCUUAAAUACAGAAAAUUCAAGUGAUACCUGUUCUUCACAAGCAUCAGCCAAAGAAACUUCUAUGGAAAUAAAGAUCAAUGAACAAAAAAAGAAGAUGAUGCAAGAUAUUUUACUAUAUAAAGAAAAAAAGCUAAACACUUCUGAACUUUUGAAUCUUGACUAAAUUAUCAACACUGCCAUUUUCAGAAGAAACUCCUUUUUUGGCAUCAGUUACAGCAAAAUACUUUGUAAAAAGUUUUGUUGGAUACAGUACGUUUCAAAUUAUAUUGAAUUUAUAUGAAAUAAAUGUUUGAGGUAAUUAGGGCCAGGAAGAGGCUCUUCUUUGAUUAACAGCCAUGAUCACAAUGCAUUUGGUAGACAUAGUCCUCUGGAAGCCAAAGGAGUACAUCGUUUGACCUGGCUGAAUGAAUGGAAUUUACUGACAAGUAUUGUGUUUUUGAGGUGAUAUGGAUCUUUAUCACCUGUUGUCUGAUUUGUAAUGGCUCACACACAGGUAACUUACCACCUGAUGCAGCAGCCAUCAAGUGAUAAGCAUGCAGCUGUGAAUCAGCCUUCUAUCUGACCAAAUCAACAGCAGGCAUUACUGGUUCUCUAGGCUUUAAGUGUGCUUGCGGUCAGUUGUACCUGGCACGUUUACAAGUAAUAAUAACUCUUUCUGUAAAACAAAAUAGCCAAAGAUGCCUAAUCAAAUACCAGAAUAUUCGAAAGACCAUAUUAGAGUUUAUGGCUGCAUGAAGAAUGACCAAGAGGGCAUGCUACCUUUUGCAAAAUUGUUGAAAAAUACGUGCUGCUCUAAAGUGCUGUAUAUGCAGGUUUUUAAAGUAUUUUGUUCUUUAUAGAGAUGCCUUGGAUUGAGUCAUUCAAAUAAUCAAUGUGCAAUCCUAUUUUGAUUUAUUUACUGUAAAACUGCAGCCUGAUUUUAGUUAAAAGUUGACUUGACCUUGAGUGAAAAAUUAAACGGGAGCUGCUUGUUUGCAAUGUUCCAUUUUGCAUAUGGUCAAACACUGCAGGAUUAUGCCCGGAUAUUCUGAUCCAACAAGGAUCAUCAGUAACUUACAGAAACAGGCUUGUGCAGAAGAAUACUUCUGGGAUAACCCUGCACUUUACAUGCCAGUAAACUGACAGUAGAUGUUUUCAGUUCUUGCAGUACUAAUCAUCUGUUUGGGGAGUGGGAACUGGAUCCAUCCAACAGGUGAUCAGCAAUGUGAGGCAACAGUGACUGUAAUCAAAAGGAACUUAAUAGAACUUUCCUAUUCAGAAGCAGUGUAUCUUCUGAGGAGACACUUGAAACAAACGGGUAUUGCAAUUGCCCUUAGCUUGUAUACUUCCCUGAAGGAUGUGGCUGCCUACUGCUAAAUUGGUUGAAGUGACCUAUGGUCCAAUCCAGUAGAGUUUUCAUGUUAUGAUUCCUGCAAUGGAUCACUGAAUUUGGUUGUACCACGGCAGGGGAAUUUCUGGAUUGAAGUUGUAGUAGGCGGUUUACAUAGUAGAGGAAAAAUAUUAACAUUAGUUCAAAAUAAUUAGGGAAAGCUUGAAUGAAUAUGCACAUCUUCAAGAGUGUUUUUAAUGAGUACUAAUGUUUUCUAAUUUUAAAGAACACUUGGGUGAACCCAGCCACUCUAACUCAGCAAAGUUUUGAAACCUUCCUUCAGCCUAAGGAGCCUCUCUCUGAUUAUAGUUGUUCUUUAAUGGAAGGAACCACUUAGAAUGGAGAAAGACUUCAAACUCUGCACAGCAGAGUGGCUGGAUCAGGGGCAGAUGGCAGGGGGGACCCCAGCUCUGUCACCCUCAGAGAAAGAAGGAAGGGCCUGCCUGGCCAGCAGAUACCUAGGCAAGGCAGUUGGGUAGGGGGAGACCAGAACAGGCAGUCCUGGGAUUGGGUGGCCAGUCCGCUCCAUGCUGGACCUACUACACUGUCUAUUCCAGCAGUGCAAUGAAAUUCUUCUCAGUGAUAUAAAGCAUAUCCCGGGAUGAAGUUGCUACUCUGCAAAUCAGCUUUCUGUUUCUUGCAAGAUAUUUCCCAGUCAAAAAGCAUUAAUUGCACCCACUGAAUAGAUAUGUCAAAAGGAUGGGGCAUCAUCAACUAUAUUUCUAAAUGCUGUAAAAUUUCUAAAUGCUCUUUUACUAGCAAGCUCAUCUUGUAUAAUAUUCAUUGACAAGGUUUGUAUUUAUGGAUAAAUAAAUAACACAUUUUA
Messenger RNA from Eublepharis macularius, 4409 nucleotides. RefSeq names its product interleukin 1 receptor associated kinase 2 (gene IRAK2). Gene Ontology annotation, biological process: signal transduction; protein phosphorylation. The transcript has 13 exons. The record is from RefSeq and is a predicted model, not a curated record. Bases 212 to 2377 code for a protein of 721 amino acids. Lineage: Eukaryota; Metazoa; Chordata; Lepidosauria; Squamata; Eublepharidae. Gene Ontology annotation, molecular function: protein binding; protein kinase activity; ATP binding. Gene Ontology annotation, cellular component: plasma membrane.